AUGUCUCCCCAUCACCAUUGCAACACUCAUGCCGGUCUGCCCCGCGUUUGGCUGGGUUGGGGUGAGCUGGGCAACCGCAAGGCUCAACUCCAAGAGGAGCAGCAAGACUACUUCGAGACCCACCAACCCGAUUUCAAGCUGCGACACCCAAACACCGGCCGACGCAGUUGGAGUGUCCACUUGGAUGUCAUUCGCAAGUCGACCCGUUGGAUUGACUGGCGAAUUCACAAGACUGGAGAUAAACAGAAGCUGUUUCUUCCUGAUUUGGUACGUGUUGAGCAGAUUGACAGCCUUCUCAAUUUCUUUUAUACUGGUGACUAUUCGGUUGAAGAAGCCGACUUGGGAAACUACUCGAUUAGGCCCUGCCCUGGUGGAUGUGUGACUUGUCCUCAGAUCUGUCAGCUCUUGCGCAUUCACCUGGCCAUGUUCCAAACUGCCCUUCUUCUGAGAAUUACUGACCUCCAGGCUCUUGCCUUCCGCAGAUUCCGUGAUCUCAUGGAUACUGCUCCGGCUUUCGUUUUGAAGUAUGCUGUUCAAGCAGUGUAUAGUAGAGAGCCUAUUCCUGACGGGAGCAACAACUUCCAGAUUACUGGCUUGAAAUCUGUGAAAGACUAUCGCGCUGAGCUGGUGCUUCCUGCAGUUCUUAGGUAUUGCGGAUAUUACCGACUGAAUCCCCAGCAGAUCACAAGAAAUGGAAAGAAGGUGAGAGUUUUUGGCGAGUCGGAGUUUGCUGAGCUACGCCGAAAAAGCCCUAAGUUUGGUGGGGACCUGGCUCUGGGACUGUGGUUGGACACGAUUGAUAUCAAAGUUCCGACGAUUCAGUUCCCGGGUAACUCAGAGCCCAUGAGGUCCCUUCAUCCCUAUAUGCAGACUUCCCUCCCUCCACAGGUGGUAGACCCCAGACGCUCAAACUAUCAGUAUGUUACUUACUUGCAGCCAUUGCCCUUCAAGGAUUUUAAUGACCAGCGACCUUCUAACACGCCUACAUGGACCCCGUCCCCUUACAGCACCUUCACUGGGUCUUCUGUUACUCCACGAACCUCAUUGCAACGCAGCCAGACACGUUCCGCGUUUAACCAGAGCAGUCAGGCUUCAGUGCAGCAGACCCAGGUUCUCCCCCAGUUGACUCUAGAACAGGAAGAGGAGUUUAACUUCCUUGAUGAGGCUCUACUUGAUAACACUAUAGAUUUGAUCACUGCACAACUACCAGAGGAAUGUUCCACAGGCCCAGCCGAUUUGAAUAAUAUUGACUGGACAAACACAAUGGACUGGAGCGGAGCGGAUGUACCUGAUAUUGACUUUAGCGCGCUUUUGAAUGGUGAUGCUAUGGGCGAGCCAGACGUGAAUCUACCUGAUACUGACUUCAACGCGCUUUUGAAUGGUGAUGCUACGGGUGAGCCAGAUGUGAAUGCAUUGGACUUGACACAGGUAAUAAACUGGACGGGAGAGGACAUGGCCAAUGUGGACUUCACCCAGCUUUUAAAUGAUGACACUAUGAACUUGGAGUCUUUCGAUCCAUCCUGCCUGGACCUGCCCAUGGAUAUGGACAUGGAUCUGACAGUCCCCAACUCUUUUGAUAUGGCGGGCCUACCCGAUAUUGACUUCUCUGGACUGACAUCACAGGAUUCUGUGGACAGUGAAUUCUUGACUCAACCUCAGUAUAUGGACUCGAUCGUUCCCGGAAUGGAUUACUAUGACACUAUUCCUCAGGAUAUUGGUUUUCUUCCAGAAACAUUGAACUCAGAGAUGGUUGUAGACUCUACUGCUUCCAGCCUGGGAGCACCCGUUUCUACUACAGACAAAACUCGUGCAUCGUCUUCGUCUACCCCAACCCGGUACAAUUUGAGGACUCGCCCGAGCAUGGCUGAUGUGAAUGUGGAACUCUAG
Penicillium verrucosum is the source of this 1887-nucleotide messenger RNA. RefSeq lists its product as uncharacterized. Bases 1 to 1887 code for a protein of 628 amino acids. The record is from RefSeq and is a predicted model, not a curated record. Lineage: Eukaryota; Fungi; Ascomycota; Eurotiomycetes; Eurotiales; Aspergillaceae. The transcript has 2 exons.